GGCCGGGAGGAAAAAGGGGCUCUUUUUGGUGUAAAUCUGGACUCUAAUUCCGUAAUAUAUCAAGGUAUCUCGUAAAACCGACACUAAAACGCCCCGGCCUACAAAUCACCCGGCCAGAUUAUGAGCUCAUUGUAUUAUGCGAAUGCUUUAUUUUCUAAAUAUCCAGCCGCAAGUUCGGUCUUCCCGUCUGGAGUCUUCUCCGAACAAACUUCUUGCGCGUUCGCUUCCAGCGCGCAGCGCCAGGGCUAUGGAGCGGGCUCGGCCGCCGCCUUCGCCGCCUCCAUGCCGGGGCUCUACGCGAGCGGGGGCGGGAUGCCCGGACAGAGCGGGGCCGUGUACCCGGGCGGCUACGGGCUGGAGGCCAGCUCCUUCAACAUGCACUGCGCGCCCUUUGAGCCCAACCUCUCCGUGAUGGGUCCCGGCGGCGACUCCGCCAAGCCCGACUGCAGCAAGGCGGGCCCCAGGGAGUCGGACCUGGCCGGGGACAGUAACUUUCGCAUCUAUCCCUGGAUGAGGAGCACAGGCACCGACCGCAAGCGCGGCCGCCAAACCUACACCCGCUACCAGACUCUGGAGCUGGAGAAGGAGUUCCACUACAACCGCUACCUGACCCGGCGCCGCCGCAUCGAGAUCGCCCACGCCCUGUGCCUGACCGAGAGACAGAUCAAAAUCUGGUUCCAGAACCGGCGGAUGAAGUGGAAAAAGGAGAACAAGACAACCGGACCCAGUUCCAGCAGCCAGGACAAGGCAGAGGCCGAAGAGGAUGAGGAAGAGUGAUAGAGAGCCCCAGCCCGAAACAGGAGGGGAGAAACGAGACUUUUCAAAGUGGGAAAAAAAAAAUAACCCCAAAACACCGAGGGGUCGAAGUCUUGGUUUCUUCCCGCUGACCAAGUAUACUACCUAGAUUAAAGGCUUCUGUUUGCUUUUGUUUACGAUUUUUGUCCACUAGAAAGCGGUCUACCUGUAGCUUUCGAGAAAGCCCCGCCGUUCUGAGUGGCGAUUGUAAGGUCUUUGUAAACCUUCCUGUUUGUAUUCCCCGUUUCUUUGUGGACCUUGAGUGUGAAGUACGUGCUUCCCUCCGCCCUGCGGCGGCCCGGCGGGCUGGUUAGACACCGUGUGUACAUAUUCGUUAGGAAAAAAAAAAAAGACAAAAACGAAACAAAAAAAAAAUACCCUUCCUUCUCGUUACCUGUUGUCGCCUGACCGCCUCCCCUUUCCGCCUUGCUCCUCUCCCCCACCCCUUCCCUGCUCGUGCCUGGCCGUGGCCGUGCUGUGAUCGUCUGUAAAUUCUAAAUGUUUCAAUGGGAAAGAAAUAAACUAAACCUAGGGACCA
Ornithorhynchus anatinus (platypus) is the source of this 1333-nucleotide messenger RNA. RefSeq names its product homeobox B7 (gene HOXB7). The transcript has 2 exons. Gene Ontology annotation, biological process: regulation of transcription by RNA polymerase II; anterior/posterior pattern specification. The coding region runs from base 121 to 777 and encodes 218 amino acids. NCBI's taxonomy places the organism in Eukaryota, Metazoa, Chordata, Mammalia, Monotremata, Ornithorhynchidae. Gene Ontology annotation, molecular function: DNA-binding transcription factor activity, RNA polymerase II-specific; RNA polymerase II cis-regulatory region sequence-specific DNA binding. The record is from RefSeq and is a predicted model, not a curated record. Gene Ontology annotation, cellular component: nucleus.